Molecule: messenger RNA, 3208 nt
Organism: Labeo rohita (rohu)
Lineage: Eukaryota; Metazoa; Chordata; Actinopteri; Cypriniformes; Cyprinidae
Gene: tlnrd1
Product: talin rod domain containing 1
Exons: 1
Coding region: 1445-2509 (354 amino acids)
Molecular function (GO): actin binding
Source: RefSeq, a predicted model, not a curated record
AAACAAUAAUUCGCUCUAUGCCGCUCUCAAUGCGAACAUUGUGAAAGUAGUAAAUACCCACACGCGAGAGUACCUGUUGGAUUUACAGAGAAGCGCAAACCUGGGAAAAAACAACAGAAACAAGAAAAAAACUGAACAAGCAAGAAGAGGAAACAGGAGGAACCACUCUGGAAUUUCUCUAUGGGUGUAACUUUUGCCUUCAGACCGGUAGUUGAGUCUCACAUCGGGGCCUCGGGAAACGAUGACUGGUGAGGAAUGAGCACGACUUCUGGCGCGACUAACGUUCCCUCAGAAAAAUAAGCGAUUCGUUUGAAAAGCUGGUGACAUAGAAGUUGUAAUUUCGUCUCGCUGAGCAGGAAUAAUGGUUGUGGGGUGUAUAAAAGUGUCAGAGUUUGAGGGAAGCUAACAGGCUAUUCAGCCACACCCUCCCGCCGCUUCCUGAUACGCAAGAUGUAGCGGGAGACUACAACCGACGCGCGAGAGUCUCACUAGCGAACGGAGUUCGUUAUCGUCGCGGAAGCCGCAUUAAAACAUUCAGCCGGGCGUUCAAAGAAUGGCAAGCAAAAGCGAAACUAUCUGCCACUGGACAACCGUUGCUUUCCUGCUGGAGAGGGCGUAUGGACAAUAGAUAUGCAUAAGGAACUGAGUUUGCCCACAGAACCUGGAUUGUGUACGAAAAAGAAACGGCUGAAAGUCGUUCGGGAACGUUUUAUGAAUUUUCGAGGUGUCGUGGGAUGAUGGUGCAGUGGCGGCGGGACGUCCGCGCGUCUCGCCCUUCGGUCGGCGGGUCAGCAAGACGGUCAAUAUAUCAGCAGCAGCAGCAGCAGCAGCAUCACAUUGCAGGAGGACGUGUAUUUAAAUGCAUGUAAUGUGCAUGACACGAAGAAAAGCUGGAAUGACAGAUUCCACACAGCAAAAGUAGCGUUUCUGGAAGUCAACCUGCACUUUGCCUUCAUCUGGGCAUCUUCUUGUACAUGGCACUGCAGUAGCCUUUUUUAAAAAGAGUGUUUUGCAUUGUUGGAGCAACAUUGACAACCUGUGAAACUGAUCAGACUGUAGCCUACCUUAAGAGAGGUAGUUGUGAAUUCUAUUUUAUUUUCAUUUCUCUCAUUAUGCACACCUAAAAUCAGAUUAUUUAAACAAUUCUGAGCUUAUUCAGUUGAAGGGAUAUUUAAUACCAGCUCUCAUCAGCAUUUUUUUUUUUUUUUUGUAAAAAAAAAAAAACAUAUAUUUUAAGGGACCUACAUAUAGUAGGUCCCUUAUUCGUGCAUUGAGUGAAGUUUUCAAAGCUGAGUGGACUUUUUCCUGAAGGACGUUAUCGGCCAGUUCUCCCUGAGAAGGUGCGGGAAUAUUUUUUACUGAAGAAAAUGACAUGAAUCACUUGUUCGCACAAGAGAACGUAUGUUGUGAUCUUUAUUUUGAACAUUAGCGCGACCACACUACUAUGGCUAGUAGUGGCUCGGGAAAAUCAGAUAGUGAGGUUUCUACCAACAUCCCUAGCGGCAGCUUGCAACAAAGGAAAAGACUUUCAUCCAUCUGUGACGCAUGCAAGAGCAAAAUGCAGCUGGUGGCGGACCUGCUACUGCUGUCGAGCGAGACCAGGCCGGUGGUGAACACCGACGGCAUGCCCGUGGCGGAGACGUUCGAGAAAUGCCGUGACACGGUGAUCGCCCGGACCAAGGAGCUGUCGAUUAUCGUUCACGAUAUCCAGAGCCAGCUCAACAUGGGGAAGUUCGUGGAGGUCGGCGACCGGCUGGUGGAGAUGGGCGACCUGGUGGUCUCACUGACGGAGUAUUCAGCGCACGCUGCGUACUUGGCGGCCGUGGAUAUCCCGGGAUCGCAAGCCGCCGUUCCCGGGCUGGUGGACCGCUAUAAGGUCACCCGUUGCCGGCAUGAAGUGGAGCAGACGUGCAACGUUCUCCGCCUGACGGCUCUGGCCGACCUGACGCCGCAGCUCCUUCUGGAAGUGUCGCAGCAUAUCCUGAAGAACCUCACCACGCUCACGGACGCCUCGUCUCUGGCCAGUGAUAAAUCUAAGGACAAGUUCGCCAAAGAGCAGUUCAAAGCCAGCGUCAAGUGCAUGAGCACGAGCGCCACGGCUCUGCUGGCGUGCGUGCGCGAGCUAAAGGCCUGCCCCAGCGAGCUGACCCGCAACCGCUGCGUCCUCUUCAGCGGGCCGCUCGUGCAAGCCGUGCACGCCUUGGUGGGUUUCGCCACCGAGCCGCAGUUCCUUGGCAAAGCCGCCUCCAUCACCCCCGAGGGCAAAGGGGUGCAGACGGCUGUUCUGGGCGGCGCCAUGAGCGUGGUUUCGGCCUGCGUGCUCCUGACCCAGGGCCUCAGGGAUAUUUCCCAGCAUCCCGAGAGCAGCUCCCAGAUGCCCAUCUACCGGGAGCGGCUGCGGAACUCUGCAUGCGCCGUCUCGGACGGAUGCACGCUCCUGUCUCAGGCACUAAGGGAACGAUCCUCACCUAGAACUUUACCGCCAGUUAACUCUCAUUCUGUGAAUUAAAACUCCUCCCCGGCACGUUAUUUUGAAGUACCAAAGAAUCAAAUCAGGUUGAAGCCCGCAUACACUCUUAAAAAUAAACGUUCCGUUGAUUCCAAAAAAGAACCUUGCAGUGAACGGUUCCUAAAAAAACCGUUACAUUUAAAAAUUUAAACAACCUUUUCUUCUUUUGAAAGAUUCCGUGGCUGUUCCGAUUAGGAACCUUUCUUUUUAAGAGUGUGGUGUGAAUAAAUGUAGUGUUUAUACAUCGAAAUUAACUUUUCUUGGCAGUCGGCUUUACUCAAGGUCACAUUUGUAGGUUUUUCUCAAACUGGAUGUGAUUGGGGAAGAAGUAGCUUUUACUAAAACUGACACCUUUUGCAAAAUCUCUGUCGGUUGAGAAUAUAAUAUGGCCAAAAGCGGUCGCUACAACAGAAGCCUUAAAAUGAAACUGAAAGUCUUUACCUCAGUGUUUAGCUGAAUGGAUGUCAUUGAGAUUUGUAGAAAUCAUCAUCAGCAUCAUAAUGUUCGUAUUCCAUGUGUGAAUUUGUAAUGAGUAAAAGCUGCUGUGAGUGUGUGCCAUAGGUUUUACACUAUUUACAAGACUUACAAUUAUAUUUUAAUGUGCUGUGUUUUUUCCCCUUUGCCCACGCCCUCAUUUUUUUUUAUCAUGCAUGUACUGGAGUAUUUAUUUCAAGUAAUUAAAAAUGUUGUUUCUCAUAA